GUAAUAAUGUAGCGUGGAAUUAGACAAGAAUAUAUCAAAUCAAUAUACCAAAUUUGAAAGAAUAUACAAAAAAAUAACUAAUCAGUGGAUAAUGAGUAAUUAAUAAAUGUUUAUUAACCAAUAACAUGAGUUGCAUCCAUACAUAAUUAAUCUUAAAUAUCAAAAUACUUUGUUCAUAAAAACAAUUUCUAAGCCCCGCCUCUAUUUUUCCCUCUUCACCAGCCACGCCUUAGUCCCGCCCCCUCCAUGGCGACAUGUCAAUCAAAACUCGACCCCGCCCACCCUCGCUGCCUUCUUGCACGUCGCGCAAAAGAAAAAAAGAAAAAAAAAAAAGCAGCAGCGGCGGCCGUUGGGGAAGAGAGUAAAUAGAGAGAGAAGCCUCAAGAUGGCUGACUCGCAGGGCUCUGCUCACCUCUCCGGAGCUGCUGCUGCUGCUGCUACUGCUGCUCCCUCGGAAGCCUCCGUUAAAACCGAGGUGAAGGGAGCACCGGACAACCGCUCCCAGUCUUCCCGGGAUUUCAACCCGCCGCCGCCGCCCAAGAAGGUCCGAGUGGAGGAGCGGAGCGUAAAACCCAAGAAACUCAGCAGGGAAGCAGGAGUGGGAGGCAACGGUGGCGGCAAGGAGAAACUCCAGCAGCCCGCGAAGCAGCAGAGUUAUGGCAGCAGCAGCAGCAACAGCAGCGCGGGCUUGUGGAGCUUCAGCCCGGUCAAGGCGAACCACAACAACGGCAGCCCUGCGGUGCCUGGUCCCGGUGGAUCCCAGCCGCCGUCAAGCACACACAAAGUCUUCAAACAGAGCGAUUUCUUCCUCCACAAAGCGCCUUCUUCCUCCAAGCCCAAGAAACCAAGUAAAGACAAGCAGCGGGAGAAAGAGAGGGAAAAGGGGAAAGGAGGCGGAGAGGAGAAAAAGAAACACAAACUACAGUUGACCUCCGGGAGUAACGACAUCGGUAGAUUUAACAACAUUUCUGCAGUGAAGAGAGAAAAUGGAGAGGUCAUGUUGGUACCCAAAGAGCACUCCACCAAGGACAAGGCGAAGGAGAGAGAGCGGGAGGAGAGGGAGAAGAAGAAGGUCAAAGAACGGGAGAGGGAGAAGAAGAAGCACAAAGUGAUGAACGAGAUCAAGAGGGAGAACGGAGAAGUCAAGCAGCCCAUUAAAGAUGAAAAAGAAAAAGCCAAGAUCAACUCCGAGGAGCUGCAAAUCAAAAAAGUGAAGAAGAAAAAGAAGAAGAAACACAAAGAAGGGGAGAAGCACAAGCGAGUGAAGAUGUACCACCGCUCCUGCCAAACCCUUUGCGCGGGGCUGCUUCUCCUCCCUCCUUCCUCCUCGUCUCCGACCUCUCCUUCCUCUGAACCAACGCAACAUGCCUCCCUUUCCCCGUUCAAGUCCCCUCUACCCGUUUACCCUCCGCCCAACAACAAAACCUCCCACCACCCGGCUUCCUCUCCUCCUCUCGCUUCCAAAUCCCUCUUCAACUCCUCUCCUCACGACUCCCUCGACUCUCCGUCGUCCUCCUCCAACAGGAGCCCUCUCCCUUCCCCGAUCAAACACCACCCGCAGACCACCUACCCGGGCUUGGCGGGUCUGGAGUUCGCCCCGUACAUCCACAUAGAGAACCAGCCUAACGGAGGGGCGCUUGUCGCUCACGCCUACGCGUCCCAGCUCUCCUCUCUCUCCGCGGACCAGAGGCAGAGAUUCGCCGAGGAGUUCGUCACCUUGGCGUUCAGCGAGGACUCGUCGCAGGCAGCUCAUUACGUCAUGGGGAUCGUCCACGGAGAAGCCGAGUAUCUACCGGACUUCUUGGACUACUUCUCAUCCAAGUUCCCAUCGGCUCCAGUCAAAAUGGAAAUACUGGGGAAGAAGGACAUAGAAACCACCACUAUGGCUAAUUUCUACUCUCAGGUGAAGAAAACCUACAGUCACGGUACAUACAGAGCUGGGGCCAUGAGGCAGAUCAGUCUGGUGGGAGCCGUGGACGAGGAGGUUGGGGAUUAUUUCCCAGAAUUCCUCAGCAUGCUGGAGGAGUCAACUUUCCUGAAGCGGACUCUUCCGUGGGGAACGUUCUCCAGCCUAAAACAGAUGAGUCCCACGGAGAGCGACGACGGCCCCAUAAUGUGGGUCAGACCGGGAGAGCAGAUGAUACCUGUAGCCGAUAUACCAAAGUCUCCUUUCAAAAGAAAACGCUCCACCAAUGAGGUGAAGAACCUGCUGCAGUCGCUGCCAAGGACCAGCGAGCCCAGAGAGAUGCUGUUUGAGGAUCGGACUCGGGCCCACGCUGAUCACAUCGGACAGGGCUUCGAGCGCCAGACCACGGCGGCUGUGGGGGUGCUGAAGGCUGUGUGCGCCGCAGAAAGCUCGGAGCCUCCUCGUGUAACCAAAGAUGUUGUGUGUUUCCGUGCUGCCGACUUCAACUAUGUGGUUCAGAGACUGCAGCUGGACUUAUACGAACCUCCGCUGUCUCAGUGCGUGCAGUGGGUGGAUGAUGCCAAACUAAACCAGCUGCGACGGGAGGGCAUUCGUUACGCCCGCAUCCGCCUGUGCCACGAUGACAUCUACUUCAUCCCCCGCAAUGUGGUCCACCAGUUCAAGACCGUGUCCGCCGUCUGCAGCCUGGCGUGGCAUGUCCGCCUACAGCAGUACCACCAACCAGAAGGAAAGGAAGAGGAGGAAGAGGAGUUGAAGGAGAAAGACGUGAGAAAUGAGGAAGGGGAGGGGAGGGAAAAGAAAGCAGUGAAGGAGAUGAUUAAGGAGGAGGAAGAGGAGGUGGGUGUGGCGGUAAACAGGACGAAUGCCAAAAAAGAGGAAGAGGAUGAUCGACCUCCGCAUCCACCUCCUUUAUCUCACCCGACUCUCUCGGUGGACUCGGACCGCGCCGGAGACGGAGACGGAGAGGCCGCGACGCAAAGGACAAAAGGAGACGGAAAACACAAACAGCCGAAGGAAGAAGCUCCUCCUCCUUCGCCCUGCAAGAAUAAAUCACCUUCGCCUCUUUCUCCGCCGCCUCCUGCCUCUCACCCUCAUCAUCAGGACUCAAAACCAAAAGCAACAUCAAAACACCAUCAUCACCACUCGGACAACAGAACUAUGUCUUCCAGUUCCUCUUCCUCCUCAGCUCCCAAGUCAUCUCCUUCUCCACCCUUUUCUAAGUCUUCCACCUCUUCAACAUCUUCACCAGGAUCUGCUGUUACCUCUUUGCACUCUUCUUCUUCUUCUAUGGCCCCCCAUCCACCCUCUACCUCUUCUUCUUCUACUACUGUUUUGUCCACGCCUUCAUCCCCGUCUACUCUCAAACCUGCAGCCGACCCUCACCUCUCCACUCUCUCGUCACCUCCCUCGUCCCAGUCGGAUCAACCCGAGGAUAAAGACUCUCUCCACCUGAAGACGGAUGUCUCCUCAGUCCCACGGACGCAGUCAGAAAAUCAGGCGCCGCUUGCCGUGGACGUACAAACACAUGCCUCCCAAGCGGACACACGGACGCACACGGUGGCCGACACGCGGACACAAACACUACCAGAGACAUGGACUCUUUGGUCGGACUCUGACUCCAGGACACCUGUGGAUUUGCCAACACGUCCGCCGCAGGACGCCACGAGGCAAGGACUUUACAGGCAGCAAUACGCGCCCCACCAUCACCUCCCCCCUCCUCCUCCUCCUCCUCCUACCCUCCCUCACAUCCUCCCUCCCUCUUUCUCGCCUCUGCUGCCCCACUCCCACCUCCCCCACAGACCUCCCGUCCUCCCCACUCAAACACUAAACUCUUUCCUCGGCCAGAGCGCGCCGCCUCACUCGGUCCACAUGCACCAACCCGGCAUCACCACACAGCCCCAGACGUAUUUCCAACCUCAACCAAACGCGGCGCCCGCCGGCUGCACGUCCCUCCCUCCUCACCUUUCUCACCCGCACCAGUUUGCCAAAACCUUCUUCCCCCAUCAGCACCCGGGAUUCAGCCCUCCCCCCUUCCUCGCCUCUCAGCCCUUCCUCUCACAGACGCCCGGCUCUUACCCCCUGCAGCCACAAUACCAAACAUCAGCACCUCUGCAGGUUCAGCACCCCCUCACCUCGCAGUCGUUCCCUCACCCACCUCCUCCUCCUUCCUCCUCACCGCCUCCCCCUCCUCCCCCUCCUCUUCCACCUCCUCCUCAGCCUUCCCCUUCCAUCCUCUCCCCUCCUCCGAAGCAUGAAGAGGAGCAAAGGCAGAUUUUAUAGUAGUUUUUUGUACAUAGUGCUUUUUAAAUAACUGUACUGUGUGUACAGGGUUUUAUUUUGGUUGUGUUGUUGUAAAACGAUGUAAAAAAAAAGGAAAUAACGACGGUGGUGCAUAUUGGUUAUGGACACAGUAUCAUAGUUUAUUAAGCAAAGCCGGACUCGUUACGUCCCAGACCCGCUGGACUCAACAGGCUCAGAUUGUACCGAGGUGUUUGGCCGUGCACAGGUUUCAAAACUACAUUUUUGAAGGAUGCACCAGAAGAGAUUAUCGAGGCUCGUGGUUAAAAUGAGCUCCGCAGUUUGCCAAACUGCUGGUCUGGUCCAGUGUUUUGGGGGUUUUUUUUGUUUUUGUUUUUUUGAAGUGAGCAUGAAUAUCAGAUUAUCCGUGAGCCGUCAGAUGUAGGACGAACAUUUCUGUCAGAUAUUUAUAUUUAAAAAGGUCACGAGGAGUGGCCUUUUUGUGAACCUUGCAGCUAAUGCUUCCAUUUUUGUGGCUUUUUUUCUAGUAUGUUCUCUGUGCCCAAGACUGUUUCUGGAAUAUCGAUGGCUCACACGAUGAUAUUAGACGAUACAGUGGCGUAUUGUUGUAAUAUGUAUUACUACAUUUCCUCUUCUGCACUCUAUCGUUACAAUUUAUCACAGGAGUUGUCCCUAGUAUUGUAUUUUGAGCAAUAAUGCUCUGCAAUAAUCUGCAGACAGACAGCUGCGUUUUCUUGUUAUUGAUAUGACGACAGCACUUGAUACAAAACCAACGAGGAGGGAGCUUAACUAAUGUGUUCCAGUGUUAUAUUGACGGACAAGAAUGUUUUUUGAGUUUGUCAGUGCUACUAAAUAACCAGUCAUCCGUUAAGAGUCACACUUUAAAGUAUUGAGGGCGUCUUGUACCUGUUGUCGUCGUCACCAGAGGCAGAGCUCUUUGCUGGGGCUUUUAUUUUAGGCUCUGUUACCGGGAUUUUCUCAAUUUGGAAACACUUGCUCGUCAGCCAGACCUCCAGAGUCUCAGGAAAACACACAUUCAUUCACAGAUAUACUGAAGUCCUGAUCCAUUGGUUUUAAUGGAUAGUACACAGCUCUAGGUAAACAAGGCAGCACGGCAGAUUAAAAGUUUGCCAUCAUCUGGACAACAGGAUUAAAAGCAAUAUCACAGAUUAGGUCAAGACUCUUUAGGGCAUCUUUUAAUGGAUAUACAGCGUCUGUGUAAAUACAGGCGAGAGACUUAAAAGGGAUGGGCAUCGAUAAGAUUUGAUUGAUACCGAUUCUGCUUAUCGAUCCUCCUGUGAGUUUUGGUUUGGAAAAAGGAAGCGUUUUGUGGUUUCGUGUAAACAACAGAGAUAACGAGAGAUAAGAGCUUGUGUAAGUAAACAAAUAGGAAAUUGGUCACUGGAUCCUCACUAGCACCGCUCUGCUGAAACUUAGCGAUAGCCGCAGUUGUUGACCGGAGAUCGUCGGAACACAUGACACUUUCGGUAUUUAAUACGUGCCUCGUCAGCAGAUACUUCAAAUGUCGGUGCUGUUUCCGCCCCGUGUUUGAAAUCACGGCGGUGUAUAAGUUGCACGUUUCGCUGUUACAGUCCUUCCUGGUGAAGUGAAGCCACACUUGGGAACGUUUCUGUCUUUCCGCCAUCGCGUCUUCACGAUGUGACGUAAAGACGUAAAGAUUCAGCAGGAAACGAGUCGAUAAGCAUGAAGGCUAAUGAUAUCGAUGAAUUGAACCGGUCGAUGCUCAUCCUGAGUAGUUAAUCCCAGUUUAUGUCAGAUUAUCGACAGGGAAAUUUCAGGUUCUUCCAAGACUUCUACGACUUCUUCACCUUUUUUUUCUUUAUCAUUAUUAUUAUUAUUAUUAUUAUUCUUUAUUGACACAUGCUUUAAGACACUUUGAAAACAGCUGGUACACUGUUGAGAGCUCACUCCCAAAGCACUAUUUAUCUAUUAACCUGAAGUCCAGUUUCUCUACAGUGUGGAGCGACCUGUCUAUAAAAGGUUUUAUUUAUCAACGGGGGACGGACCCCCCCGGCUUUUAAAAGUACAAUAAAUUAUUGAAAGUUCAUUUUUGAGCAGCAGAUAUGAAGAGUAUAUGUUUCUCAAGAGGAGUCAAAACUCUUCCGUCUCAGUGCAUAUCCCACAUGUGUGGAGCUUAGUUGUUUUUUUUCUUUUCUUGUGAUUUUACUGUCAAUAUUGGAGUACAGCCCACUUGCUAAUGUAGCCCACGACAUUUCCCCAGUGCCUGUCCUUAACUGUGAACUGCUAAAAGGUCCAGAGACAUACAGCGAAAGAGUUCUGCACCUCUCGCAAGGAGUUUUAAGUUCUCACUGGAAAAAUGAGAGCACAGCCUUAAAUUUGGUGUCUGAAAAACUGCUGAAACCUCUCCAGAUAUCUGCGGUUGAAGCUAGGAUGGCUCAGUGGAAUGAUAUCCUAAAAGCAGGGUUGUAUUUUUCUCAAUUCGUCUCACCACAAGCCUAAAAAAAAAAAAAAAAAAAAAAAAAGUUGGAAAAGAAAGAUAACGCCUUAGCUUUUUUUUUUUUUAUCAGUUUGCCUCAAAUGACUCCUUUUUUCAGAGACAGAACUCUGGACUGUGUGGCUCUGGGGAGAAGGAGGUGAUAAUUAAGCACUUGAUAUCAGUUGUAAGGCGCUCUCUGCAGCUCUUUUUAUGCUUCUGGGUUUUAGAUGUUACAAAAAAAAAAAAACUCACACACACGACAGGAACUCAUAUAUUUUUUGUACAAAUGUGACAAAGAUAAUGUUUGAAAACAGAAGAAAAAGUCUUCAGGGGCUUGUGGUGUUUUCACAGAGUUUAUUUAUCUCGAGUUUCCUUUUUUGUUGUUAUUUUCAACUGUCAGCACUGUAGUGUACAUAAGACGUUUUGUAAAGAGGAAAAAACAACUUGUAGUGUGGUUUCUACUUUAAAUAUGAGCCUAGCUAAUAAAAGGUUCGCCGUAUGUUAA
This is a messenger RNA of Mugil cephalus (flathead mullet), 7149 nucleotides long. RefSeq names its product lysine-specific demethylase RSBN1L-like. Bases 386 to 4207 code for a protein of 1273 amino acids. The transcript has 9 exons. Lineage: Eukaryota; Metazoa; Chordata; Actinopteri; Mugiliformes; Mugilidae. Gene Ontology annotation, cellular component: nucleus. The record is from RefSeq and is a predicted model, not a curated record.